AGGCUCCGAAUAUCUUCUCCUCGAUAUUCUGUAACAAAGCUUCAAAUUUGAAGUCUGUAACGAUCUCCAUUAAUCCUACAGCCGAGAGUAAUAUUAAAUUCUUGUUCUCUUCCCUCCACUCCUUCUGUUCCCCCUCCCCUCUUCCUGCUCAUUUUCUAGGGUUAGGGUUAGGGUUCGGGUUUCACACUUCUCCUUCCAAAGUUCCGGUAAUGGAGUUCGAGUCUUACUUCGAAGCACACUGUUCGAAGUAACUUUCUUUCCCUAUUGGGUUCAACGAAAUGAUGGUUUGAGGUUAGGAAAUUGGAUAAUUUGCUGCAGUCCGUUACUGGAUUCGGUGUUCCGGCCACAAUGGCGUCCGAGUUACAGAUGAGCCCGCAACUGGAGCAGAUCGAUGGGGAAAUUCACGACAAUUUCCGGGCUCUCGCAAAUGGUUUUCAGAAAUUGGAUAAGAUCAAAGACCCGAAUAGGCAAAGUAAACAAUUGGAGGAACUCACAGGAAAGAUGAGGGAGUGUAAAAGGUUAAUUAAGGAGUUUGAUCGGGAAGUUAAAGAAGAAGAAAAUGGAAAUCCUCCUGAGAUUAAUAAGCAACUCAAUGAGAGAAAACAAUCCUUGAUCAAAGAGCUAAAUUCGUAUGUGGCCUUGAGGAAAACGUAUAUGAGUAGCCUUGGUAAUAAAAAGGUUGAACUCUUUGACCUGGGAGCAGGAGCUAGUGAACCUGUGGCUGAGGACAAUGUUCAAAUGGCAUCAUCAAUGACUAAUCAAGAGCUUAUCAAUGCUGGGACAAAGACAAUGGAUGAGACUGAUCAGGCUCUUGAACGCUCUAAAAUGGUUGUGCAACAAACAGUUGAAGUUGGAUCUCAGACCGCCGUAUCCUUGAAAGGACAAACUGAACAAAUGGGUCGUAUCGUUAACGACCUGGAUACAAUUCACUUCUCAAUCAAAAAGGCUACUCAGCUGGUGAAGGAGAUUGGUAGGCAGGUGGCUACUGACAAAUGCAUCAUGUUUUUUCUACUUCUUGUUGUCUGUGGUGUAAUAGCCAUCAUUGUUGUGAAGAUUGUGAAUCCGAACAACAAAAACAUCAGCAACAUCCCUGGGUUGGCACCUCCAGCACCGGCAAGGAAGUUGCUAUCUAUGGAAGCCAUGGGAGUUUAGUUCCCUUGUUUUCAGAGUAGUUGUGAUUCUUAUUCCCCAGCUGGUUCAGAGGAAGAUUGAUCCUCCUAUCCUGUUGAUGGUUCCAUUGUCGCUUGGUUUUUUACGUCUACUCUUGUUUGCUGUGAUGUUCAUAAUCCUGAGUAUAAUUCUUUAUGUAAAUCGUAUAUUGUGAGGCUGUUUUGUUUUAUUUUAUCCCUAUUGAGUUGUAUGAGUGAUAUGUUUGUCAUUGUAAUCCCUUUGAGGUUGCCUUGUAAUACUGCCUUUAACAUG
Molecule: messenger RNA, 1422 nt
Organism: Telopea speciosissima
Lineage: Eukaryota; Viridiplantae; Streptophyta; Magnoliopsida; Proteales; Proteaceae
Product: novel plant SNARE 13
Exons: 10
Coding region: 349-1152 (267 amino acids)
Biological process (GO): vesicle fusion; retrograde vesicle-mediated transport, Golgi to endoplasmic reticulum
Cellular component (GO): endoplasmic reticulum membrane; SNARE complex; Golgi apparatus
Molecular function (GO): SNAP receptor activity; SNARE binding
Source: RefSeq, a predicted model, not a curated record